Molecule: messenger RNA, 1779 nt
Organism: Pteropus alecto (black flying fox)
Lineage: Eukaryota; Metazoa; Chordata; Mammalia; Chiroptera; Pteropodidae
Gene: CDKN2C
Product: cyclin dependent kinase inhibitor 2C
Exons: 2
Coding region: 451-957 (168 amino acids)
Biological process (GO): regulation of cyclin-dependent protein serine/threonine kinase activity; negative regulation of cell population proliferation
Cellular component (GO): nucleus
Molecular function (GO): cyclin-dependent protein serine/threonine kinase inhibitor activity; protein kinase binding
Source: RefSeq, a predicted model, not a curated record
UCUUCCCCCCCAAAUAUCUUUCUUUUCGCGGUAUUUUCUGCCCUGAUCUAGUCCCUUAAGUCUCCGCACACAUUCCUCGCAGAGAUCCGCAGUGUAGGUACGUGACAGCUCUGCCUACAUUUUACGUCCAGAGUAAUUUGCCAGGAAUAUUUGUGUGUCUGUGUGUCUCUCUGUUGAAUCACCAGAAUUCUUCAUAGGGGUUAAGCUAAAAAGCGAGGAGCGGAGCCCCUCUCCAAUGGCUCAGUUUUGCUGAAUAAUCACGUGUGAAUCGAGGGGCGGGCUUUUGGCAGGCUGAUCUUACUAGUAUUUACUACCAAGCUCUACUCCAGAUUAACCAUCCCAGUCUUCUGUCAGUCUCCGAUGCCAUCAUGCAGCCUGGUUAGGAGCAAAGGAAAGGGGAAAAAGAAAAACAACUAAUUCAUCUUUUCCCGACCGUCAGGACCCUAAAGAAUGGCCGAACCUUGGGGGAACGAGUUGGCGUCCGCCGCUGCCAGGGGGGACCUAGAGCAACUUACUAGUUUGUUGCAAAAUAAUGUAAACGUCAAUGCACAAAAUGGAUUUGGAAGGACUGCGCUGCAGGUUAUGAAACUUGGAAAUCCCGAGAUUGCCAGGAGACUACUACUAAGAGGUGCUAAUCCCAAUUUGAAAGACGGAACUGGUUUCGCUGUCAUUCACGAUGCAGCCAGAGCAGGUUUCCUGGACACUUUACAGACUUUGCUGGAGUUUCAAGCUGAUGUCAACAUUGAGGAUAAUGAAGGAAACCUGCCCUUGCACUUGGCUGCCAAAGAAGGCCACCUCCCGGUGGUGGAGUUCCUUGUGAAGCACACUGCCAGCAAAGUGGGGCAUCGGAACCAUAAGGGGGAUACCGCCUGCGACUUGGCGAGGCUCUACCGGAGGAACGAGGUCGUUAGCCUGAUGGAGGGAAACCGGGCGGAGGGAGCUGAGAAUCGGCAAUGAAUGUGGGGAGGGCUCUCUCCCACACUGCCUUCUAUUUUGUCAGUUAAAUUGUUAGCUGUCCUAUUUUUAAUGUCAUUUGUUAAAAUUCAGUUCCGUCAUAUUUUAAGGAACUAGUUAAAUCUUCUGAAACUAAGUGAAAAUCUUACUACAGGUUUUAUGAAUAUAUUUAAGCAACUUUUCACCUGCAAAAUCCUGCGUUCUAACAUGUAACUGCAAAUAGCUAUGGCUUUCUUCUGAAUAUUUUAUCUUUCCUUGACUUUUUCCUUGUUUCUCCCUUUGCCAUUCUCAAUACCCAUAUUUAAAAAUGGUUUGUCCUGAUGCUUCUUUUGCCUAAUUAAAACACUUUUUUCAAAACAGGACAAUGUUUUUCUGUGAUUUCCACUCCUCUAUAACCUCCACAUAAUUUGCCACUUGCUAAGGAAACCAUAUAAAACAUCAUGAUGUUUUAAGUCUUGACAUUAGAAAACGUACCAAUUGAAAAACUAGACAUGUUCUGGUGAUUCAAUUAUUCUUUUCUUCCGCUCCUUAUGCCUCUACCCAAAGAGUUUAUUUGGUGCCUAGUAUUUCUGCUUUAAAAUAGAAUAAGAACAACGUUUUUUGAGGAUCAAACCUGAAAUUAUUUCAAUGUGAAUUUAUCCUAAUGUUCAAUCUUCUCUUUUUCUCAAACUUAAGUUGAAUAGUUGAAAAACGGGCUUCAGAAGAAGCGAUCUAAAACAAAAUAUACGUUAGCUCUAAAAGCUACUUUAAAAAGAAAAUGCCAAAUGAAACAAUUGAUUAAAUAAUAUAUUUCCACAAAUCAUACAAUAAAUACACUAAGUGUAA